This is a messenger RNA of Hyla sarda, 4073 nucleotides long. It is a transcript of the gene FUCA1, whose product is annotated as alpha-L-fucosidase 1. Gene Ontology annotation, cellular component: lysosome. The record is from RefSeq and is a predicted model, not a curated record. The transcript is spliced from 8 exons. NCBI's taxonomy places the organism in Eukaryota, Metazoa, Chordata, Amphibia, Anura, Hylidae. Bases 158 to 1522 code for a protein of 454 amino acids. Gene Ontology annotation, biological process: glycoside catabolic process; fucose metabolic process. Gene Ontology annotation, molecular function: alpha-L-fucosidase activity.
AAACACCUCACAGUGGCUGUCCGAAACGGCAAACCUGAAGGGGGCGUGGUCUCUGUAGCCCCACUCACGGGGAGGCAGGCAUAGCCUCUGGGGGCGGGGAGUGUACGGUGUAGCAAGCCUCUUCCGCACUCCUGACUGGAGAACCAGUGUUGUUAUCAUGGCUGCUGCCCGUCCUCUGGCCGGGCUCCUCUUGUGCCUUGCAGCUCUCCACAGCGAGGCCUCCACCCGAUAUACCCCUGACUGGGACUCGCUAGAUAAGCGCCCUCUGCCGCCCUGGUAUGACGAGGCCAAGUUCGGCAUCUUCCUGCACUGGGGGGUGUUCUCGGUACCGUCGUUCGGCAGUGAGUGGUUCUGGUGGAACUGGCAGCACGACAAGAACCCCGCGUAUGAGCAGUUCAUGAGCAAGAACUACGCGCCAGGCUUCUCCUAUGCCGACUUCGCCCCGCACUUCACCGCAGAGUUCUACGACCCCGAUUCCUGGGCCGAGCUGUUUGAGGCUGCCGGGGCUCGGUAUGUUGUCUUAACUACAAAACACCAUGAAGGAUUCACUAACUGGGGUUCCCCAGUAUCUUGGAACUGGAAUGCUGUGGACACCGGACCUCAUCGGGACCUUGUGGGAGAUCUUGGGACUGCACUAAAAAAAAGAAAGAUGCGCUAUGGGUUGUAUCAUUCAUUAUUGGAGUGGUUUCAUCCUCUUUACUUGGCUGACAAAAAGAACGGCUUCAAAACUCAGUAUUUUGUGCUUGCAAAGACAAUGCCAGAACUGUAUGAUCUGGUAAUGAGGUAUGAGCCAGAUAUUCUUUGGUCUGAUGGGGACUGGGAAUCGCCUGAUACUUACUGGAAGUCCCUUGAUUUUCUGGCAUGGGUGUACAAUGACAGUCCUAUUAAGGACAAAGUCGUGGUUAAUGACCGCUGGGGAAGUAACUGUUCUUGCCAUCACGGAGGCUUCUAUAACUGUGCUGAUAAAUACACUCCAUCUACGCUACCAGACCACAAGUGGGAGAAAUGUACUUCCGUAGACCACUACUCCUGGGGCUAUAGACGCAACAUGCAAGUGAAUCAGAUGAUGGAUGAAGGAAGCAUAAUCUCAGAAUUGGUGCAGACUGUGUGCUACGGAGGAAAUUAUCUGUUGAAUGUGGGGCCCAGCAAGGAGGGCAUGAUCAUGCCAAUCUUCCAAGAGAGACUACGAAAUGUUGGCAAAUGGCUGAGCAUUAAUGGAGAAGCUAUUUAUGCCACUAAACCCUGGAGGGUGCAGAGAGAAAACACUACAGUGGAUGUAUGGUACACUGCUAAGGGUUCAGCUGUAUAUGGCACUUUCUUCAAAUGGCCUGAAGAUAACUUGAUGAAGCUUCAGGCUCCCAAACCUACUACAAGUACUAAUGUGACAUUAUUGGGUCUGUCUGGAGUGUUACCAUGGAAACAAAACCCAGAAUCUGGUCUGCUUGUUAAACUACCAACCAUCCCUCCUGGCGUCUUCCCUGUGAAUUAUGGCUGGACUCUAAAGCUAGAAGGUGUAAACUAAAGCCUUGCAAAAGGAGAAUGUAUCGGGAACAGUAACCUGUUUGGAGUUCAGUCCACACAAUUCAUCCAAAAGAUAGAAAGAGACGUGUGUAAUGUGCUGAAAGAAGACUGUGGUGUUGAAUAGAAUCCCAGGGUUGGCUCUUUACCGUUCUUUGUGUUUAUGUUGUAAUGUUGGGGUCUUCAGAUUCAGGGGUUCUCAUUGAUCAGCUGAUUAAAUGAUUUGUGGUCCUGCCACUGCAACAUAUAUUACCUUCUAAGCAGGAACUAGUAGUUGGCGUGGGACAGAAGUGCCUACGUAUUACAUAUUCCUAUUGCCUUACUUAUCUGUACAAUGUGGUUUAGGCUGUGUACACUGCUCAUGCCUGAACUUCACACCAAAUGUGAAUUGCACUAUACAACCCAUUUAGAUCACUAUCUUAUAGUACAUGUGUUGCUAAUCAAUAUAUUUUUUUAAUUAUUUUUUUACUCUUGUGCUGUUUUCUGUCAACAUUAAAUUGCAAUGCCUUAUAAUAAAUGAUAGUAUAUUGUAGUAAAAAAAAAUCUAGACUAUUUAUAGGCGGACUAUGGCUUAAAGGGAAUGUUUCGCUAGAUUUCUUAUUCCUGAUUACAGUCAGAUACUUACGGGUAUUUUUUUUUCCCCUAAUGUGUUUCUAUUUUCUAUUUGUAAUUUUCUUGCGCGUUAUUAUGGGUGCUGUCGUCCUGCCUGAGCUGGUUUUAGUAGCAUUUAGUGAUAUGCUUUACAGCAGGACUAGAGAUGAGCGAACUUACAGUAAAUUCGAUUCGUCACGAACUUCUCGGCUCGGCAGUUGAUGACUUAUCCUGCGUAAAUUAGUUCAGCUUUCAGGUGCUCCGGUGGGCUGGAAAAGGUGGAUACAGUCCUAGGAAAGAGUCUCCUAGGACUGUAUCCAUCUUUUCCAGCCCACUGGAGCACCGGAAAGCUGAACUAAUUUAUGCAGGAAAAGUCAUCAACUCACUCAUCUCUAAGCAGGACCCAUGGAUCAUAGACAGUACAUGUCCCUUUCAGAUGCAUUGGAGACCCUACUGGGCAUUUUUCUGUGACCUUUUCAGAGGUUAUUCUACAGGGAGGGGGUGCUGAGCUUUGCUGUGAAUGGUGGUGAUCCAGAGUCUCUGAUUAGAAAAUGGGCAUUACUGGGAAAUGACCUGUACAGAACAGCUUAGUUUUAGGCCUAGUGGCCAGAAUGGAAACUGCAAUAUCUUUUUUAAAUUAUAGAUACCGUAUUUUUCGCCCUAUAGAAUGCUCUGGCAUAUAAGACGCACCCAAUUUUCUAGAAGAAAAUCUAGAAUACAAUGUAAACUAUAGGUCACAGUGAUCUUCAACCAGCGGACCUCCAGAACUACAACUCCCAGCAUGCCCGGACAGCCGUUGGAGUUGUAGUUUUGCAACAUCUGGAGGUCCGCAGGUUGAAGACCACUGGUAUAGGAGGUAAUACUCACGUGUCCCUGCCGCUCUGGACCCGUCACCGCUGCCAUGGAUGUCGCCCUCCAUCGCUGUCACUGCGUCCCCAGGGUGUCCCCGUCGCUCCGGAACGUCUCUGCUGCCCGGUAUCCUCACUCUCCGUCGCCGCCAUCAUGUCGCUACGCACGCCGCUCCUAUUGGAUGACAGGGCGUUUGUGCGUGAUGACGACAGAGAGCGCCGGUCAUGCAGGGGAUCCCGGCACGGAGCAGACACUGAGGAGGCAGGUAAGGUCCCUCCCGGUUAGUGUCACUUUCGCUUCAGACGCGGCGGUCAGCUUUGAUUGUUGCGUCUGAAGGGUUAAUACAGGGCAUCACUGCGAUCGGUGAUGUCCUGUAUUAGCCGUGGGUCCCGGCUGUUGAUGGCCGCAGGGACCGCCGCGAUAGGUGUGUAUUAGCCAUAUAAGUCGCACCAUUGAACAGUCUUAUAUGGCGAAAAAUACGGUAAUAAAAAAUAAAUUGAUUUAAACAAACUUGAGGACACAUUCCCUUUUACCUGCUCUACAUAGGUACCUGAAGACUUGACAUGUGCAACAUGCAGCUGCAGUGUGCUAGGAUACUACCUUUACGCAGCAACAUUUACGGUGUAAACUCCUGUUUUUUAGCAUAAACUGGGACACAUCUUGUAGGGAAACUAUUUCCAUGUUAUGGGAUCCAUUUGGGUUUUAUGGUGUAAACAGUUUGUGUAGAUGCUUCUUUUGGCCAGUUUCUCACAAGUGUAUUUAAGGUGCAAGUCCCUGCUCAACCACAGGUCUACAGACCCAAACUGACAGCAUCAUAGGGAUUUAUUCAGCUCAGGCCCAUAGACCGCACAGGACUUGCAACUGUAAUAGAUGCAAAAAUACACUCAUUCUGCUUGUGUGAUAGGUGAAUGCACUGUAAUGGCUGCAUAGUAAGGGUGGGGAGAAGUGUCUAUGUUGUCUAUUUUGAGUGAAUUUUAUAUGGGUUUACACACUUAAUUUUGUAAUCGGAUUCUUGCAAACCUUUUCAAUUUGUCCAGUUCAAUCAUGUUUUUUGGUUUUGUAUUUUCUUUAGUUCUGAUAAAAUGAUUUACCCACUGUAAUUGAUCUGCCUUUGU